UCAGCCACACAUCUCCAGACGGAGCUCAGACCGGUGCGCGGCUCUUCCAUUAACCAGCAGCGAUGCCUCACUCCUUGUUCCCCAUGUGCGUCCUGGCACUGCUCGCCCUCUCCUCCGCCUGCUACAUCCAGAACUGCCCCCGAGGAGGGAAGCGUGCUCUGGCGGAGUCUGGCAACAGACAGUGCAUGUCUUGUGGCCCCGGAGACAGGGGCCGCUGCUUCGGCCCCAGCAUCUGCUGCGGGGAGGGCCUGGGUUGCCUGCUGGGGUCCCCGGAGACAGCUCACUGUGUGGAGGAGAACUACCUGCUGACCCCCUGCCAGGCGGGAGGGAGACUCUGUGGAUCUGAGGGAGGACGCUGCGCUGCUUCAGGACUCUGCUGUGACUCAGAGAGCUGUGCGGUGGACCCUGACUGCCUGGGGGACACCGAGGCCCCAGAUCCGGCCCACGGCUCUUCAUUUAGCUCACCUGCAGAACUUCUGCUGCGCCUGCUGCAUGUGGCUGCCAGAGGACAGCCUGAGUACUGACACUCCGGGCCAUGAAGGGAAACACAAUGAAGAUCAUCACUGUUCCACUACAAGCCUUGAGAUGUAAACCAUGAACCAAUAAAAUGCCAAGUCAAACUUUGUUCUCUCUUAACCCCUUCUGCUGUCCUGUAUCUGUAGAGAGGGCCAUAGAAGAACUACCUGUAACUUUAGUAAUCAGUCAGUUUUCAUCCAGAUCCUGUGGAAGAGGAAUCAUGAUAUUGCAUUGUUUGUUCCAACCUUAGAAAUGUAUAUACUGAUGCACAUACUGUAAACAAAUUGUAUUCUAUAUAAGAGGAUGUAACACACCUCAGAGCUCCAUUUUAAAUAAGUGAAUUACAGCAGAAAAACCCUGUAUAUAAGUUAGAGAUCUGACAUUUAAGACAUCCAUGUAAAACAACUUAAGCAGUUACUUAUUGUGUGGUAGAAAUAUUAUUGUAAAUUGAAAAUAAGAGAGACAAUACAGAAUAUAU
Gymnodraco acuticeps is the source of this 994-nucleotide messenger RNA. It is a transcript of the gene avp, whose product is annotated as arginine vasopressin. NCBI's taxonomy places the organism in Eukaryota, Metazoa, Chordata, Actinopteri, Perciformes, Bathydraconidae. Gene Ontology annotation, molecular function: neurohypophyseal hormone activity. The coding region runs from base 63 to 524 and encodes 153 amino acids. The transcript is spliced from 3 exons. Gene Ontology annotation, cellular component: extracellular region; secretory granule. The record is from RefSeq and is a predicted model, not a curated record.